Molecule: messenger RNA, 917 nt
Organism: Bicyclus anynana (squinting bush brown)
Lineage: Eukaryota; Metazoa; Arthropoda; Insecta; Lepidoptera; Nymphalidae
Product: 60S ribosomal protein L10a-like
Exons: 1
Coding region: 223-837 (204 amino acids)
Source: RefSeq, a predicted model, not a curated record
AACAGCAACUUGUUGUGUGGGUGUGCCUCCUGCUGCCUACACGUGACCCACCUGUUACUGGGCGCUUCCCUCGACGAGCUCGCCCAGGAGACUGCGCGCGCACUCUCGACAAAUCAAUAUUUUGUAACGAAUGUACAGCAUCCUUUGUUUGUAGACAAAUUCACCCCAGCUUCCGACUGGAGCGCUCAUCUCAUCAACGGCAGAAGACUCGACGGGAACGCCAUGUCGACCUUUGUGUCCCAAGAGAGGCUGACCCAAGCCAUCGACGCGGUGGUCCGCGAGGCGGGGGAAAGGAACCCGGGGGGCGACCCGGAGAAGGUGGAGAUGCAGAUCGUGCUGAAAACCCCCGACGUGCUGGACAAGCGGCCCUUGAAGGUGUGCGUGCUGGGCGACCAGCAGCACUGCGAGGAGGCGCGCGGCCUCGACGUGCCGUGCAUGGACGUCGAGGCGCUGGAGAAGCUGAACAAGAGCUGUAAGCUCGUGAAGAAGCUGGCCAAGAAGUACGACGCGUUCCUCGCUUCCGAGUCGAUCAUCAAGCAGAUCCCGCGCCUGCUGGGGCCCGGGCUCAACAAGGCCGGCAAGUUCCCCAGCCCGCUGUCCCACCAGGAGUCCCUGUCGCAGAAGAUCGAGGAGAUGAACGCCGGCGUGAAGUGCGAGCCGCAGAGGGAGCUGCGCGUGUCGCUGUUGGUCGGGCGCUCGGACAUGGACGCGGACGAGCUGACGCGCAGCAUGUGCGAGUCCGUGGUCAACCUGCAGGCGCUGCUGAAGAGGGAAUGCAGGGACGUGCGCCCGCUGCAGAUGCAGGCGCAGUCCGGCACGCCGCAGCGAUUGUACUAGCCAUAACGUGCGAUCCGAUACAAUUGUCUAAUACACUUGUAAUAUGUAUUUAUCCAGAAAAUAAAUAGUUUAUCUGUAAA